AUGGGCAAGUCUAAAACGUCGGGCAAGGGGCGGCUCGACAAGUUCUACUACCUCGCCAAGGAGCAGGGCUACCGGUCCCGCGCGGCGUUCAAGCUGGUGCAGCUCAACCGCAAGUACCAGUUCCUCGAGAACUCGCGCUCGCUGCUCGACCUCUGCGCCGCGCCGGGCGGAUGGCUGGACUUGGACGGUGGUGGCGAGGGCAGACGAGACGAGACGAUGCACCCGGGCUGCGACUUGUCCAUUGCCGUGGCGGCGAAGUACAUGCCGAUGGGCAGCGUGAUCGUGGGCGUGGACCUGGUGCCCAUCCGCGCCGUGCCCGGCUGCAUCACGCUCACGCACGACAUCACCACGCCCAAGUGCCGCGCCGACCUCAAAAAAGUCCUCAAGUCGAGGGGCAGUCGAGGGGCAUUCGAGGGGCAGUCGAGGGGCAUUCGAGGGGCAGUCGAGGGGCAUUCGAGGGGCAGUCGAGGGGCAGUCGAGGGGCAGUCGAGGGGCAGUCGAGGAGCAGUCGAGGGGGUGGAGGGCGGAUGGGGUGUAGUCUUUGGAGGCACUCUAGGCCAGCCUUCCACUUCCCUUUUGCACUUCCACCCUCUUCCCCCCUGGCUGCGCCCCUCCCUGUCGCCUUUCAUCGGCGGGCUGCUGGACGUGGUGGUGCACGACGGGUCGCCCAACGUGGGAGGCGCGUGGCUCAGCGAGGCGCUGGGGCAGGCAGCGCUCUCUCUGCAGGCGCUGCGACUCGCCGUCGAGUUCCUCAAGCCGGGCGGCACCUUCAUCUCCAAGUGCAACGGCAUCAACGCUUCUCUCCGUGUCCCUGUCCUGUCCCCUCCUUGCGUUCCUGCGCACCCCACCACCCCACCACCGCCCCACCACCCCGCCAGGUGUUCCGCUCGCAGGACUACAACGCGCUGCUCUUCGCCUUCAAGCAGGUACGCCUCGCCUUUUCCCACCCUCAACAUCCUCCUCAUCCCUCUCAUUCAUUCCACACGCUUGCACCUCCCCAUCCUUGCACCUCCCCAUCCUUGCACCUCCCCAUCCUUACACCUCCCCAUCCUUACACCCCGCUACCCUUCCUGGACCAAGCUCCUGUUCGGGCGAGUGGAGGCGACGAAGCCGGUGGCGUCGAGGGCGACGUCGGCGGAGAUCUACGUGGUGUGCCACGCCUUCAAGGCGCCCAGCCGCAUCGACCCGCGCCUCCUCGACGCCAAGCACCUCUUUGAGACCGUGCCCGAGCCGCCCAAGGUGAGCCGCCCAAGGUACGAGGAGGGGCAGAGUGUGGUGCACAAGCGCGCGCCGCUGCCGGACUUCCUCACCACCGACAACGCCGUGGCGUUUCUGGGAACCUUCCACGAGAUCACCUUUGACUUGCCGUUCGCCCAGCCCGUCAUCGACCACCCGCUCACCACGCCCGAGAUCCACGAGCUGUGCAAGGACCUGCGCAUUCUGGGCAAGAGAGACUUCAAGCAGCUGCUCAAGUGGCGCCUCAAGAUUCGCAAGGACCUUCCAGAGCUGGUUCGGCAGGACAAGCAGGCGGAAGGAGAGGUUGAUGGUGCGGAGGAGGAAGGGGGGGAAGGGGAUGAGGGCGGGGCGGCAGAGGAGGGGGAGGAGGGGGAGGAGGCGCGGAGGGAGAGGGAGGAGGCGGGGGUGGAGGAGGAGCUGGCGGAGCUGAGGGACCUGCUGGGCGCCCGGCGCCGCCUCAAGCUCAAAGCCGACAAGCGCCGCCGCGAGAAGAGCAAGGUGCGCACGGCGACGGGCAUGAAGGUGGAUGCGCUGGGGGACACCGACAUCGCUGCCGACGACGAGCUCUUCGCCCUCACCGCCAUCAAGGUGCCUCGCACCCCUCCUCUUCGCCCUCCUCUUCGCCCCCUUCACACGGCUCACUGUCUUUCAUCACUCGUUCAUCUCUCUCAUUCACUUGUUCUCACAGAAUCUUCCCCUCAUUUUCUUGCCCCCCUCUCUCCCUACCGCCCCAUCCAUUGCUUCCGGUUUUCCAUUUCCUAA
Molecule: messenger RNA, 1998 nt
Organism: Closterium sp. Naga37s-1
Lineage: Eukaryota; Viridiplantae; Streptophyta; Zygnematophyceae; Desmidiales; Closteriaceae
Source: the annotation of a GenBank genome assembly